CUCGCACUCUAGCAUCACUCCCUGACAACAGCAGUGAUGGCGGAGCCCGUAGCAUCGGACACAGCAGCUGCAGCAUCCCACAGCCCGGGCCAUUCUCCCACAGCAAGCCCGGGCUCCGAGCCUCCAUCCAUGGCUCUCUCCCCUACAAAUGACGGCUCUCAACGGCUGCUCUUCUCCCACGACCUCGUCUCCGGGCGGUACCGCGGAUCAGUCCGGUUUGGCCUCGUACGGAUGAUCCACGGCGAGGAGGAGUUUAACCCGGAUUCGGACCUUGAUGAUGGCGGAGGGACACGCGGCGGUGGCGGUGGAAGUGAAGGAGGAGGUGGACGAGGAGCCCCGGGUGGUUCUGACACUGAGAGCGCAGUGGACAGUCCGAGUCGGCCACUAGGUAGAGGAUACGUCCGGGUCCAGUGGUACCCUGAAGGAGGGAAGCAGGACAUCAGGGAAACAAAGCUAAAACUUGAAGAUCGAUCUAUUGUCAUCAGGGACAUUGUGCGACGGAACAAUUCCAAUGACAACCAGUGUGGUAUCGUCACCAACAUUGACAUCGAGUGCGCAGUGAAACUAGUGGGAACAAACUGUGUCCUGUAUCCUGUUAACAGCAAAGACCUACAACACAUAUGGUCCUUCAUGUACGGUGACUACAUUGCCUACGACUUCUGGUUGGGGAAGGUGUACGACUUGACCAAUCACAUCAUCCUCAAGCUCUCCAACGGAGCCAGGUGCUCCAUGAGUGUGGAGGACGGUGCCAAGCUCUACGACGUCUGUCCACACGUCAGUGACUCGGGCCUGUUUUUUGACGAGGCCUACGGUUUCUACCCAGGCCAAGUCCUCAUCGGUCCCGCCAAGGUUUUCUCUAAUGUGCAGUGGUUGUCAGGGGUCAAACCUGUUCUCAGCAGAAAGUGCAAGUUCAGGGUGGUGGUAGAAGAGGUGAAGGUGGCUGAGCUGAAGGUGACGUGGAUCACCAGGAGCUUCUCUCCAAAAGGUUCCAACAGCGUUUAUCCACCUCCCUCCACCAUCACACAGGAAAACCUCUGCAGAGUGAGACGUCUGGGUUAUUACGACCACACCCAGAGGCAGCUGGGAGAGAGGGCGCUCUAUGUCUUCCCGGCAAAAGGUGAUGCCACGCGGAUCACCUGUGAUGGACCUGAGGGAGGAGUGGUCCUGCCAGAAGACCCUGUGGUCAGAAAGCUGAAAGGCCUGUUCAAGAAGUAUUCAGGGAAGAAGACAGAGAACGCUGAUGCACACGGUGAAAACAAGUGUGAGCAGACAGACUCGUCACACCCCAACAACAACGGGCCUGUGGUUUCCAUCCCGAACGCCCCGGACGCUCAGAACACCAACGACGGUUCAGCUGAGCACGCAGAGCAGGACGCUGAUGACGAGGCUGCAGAAGAUACUGAUGACACCAGUUCUCUGACAUCAUCAGCGAGCUCCACUGCCUCCUCUCAGAGCGGUGGUUUGACAACGAACCGAAAAAAGAGCAUCCCUCUCUCCAUUCGUAACCUGAAGAGGAAGCACAAGAAGAAGAGGACCAAAUUUUCCCGGGAGUUCAAGCCUGGAGAUCGCGUGGCUGUAGAAGUUGUUUCCACCAAGACCACAGCUGAUGUGAUGUGGAAGGACGGGCGGGUGGAGAAGGGCAUCAGAUCGAAUGACCUCAUCCCGAUACAGCACCUGGACAGCCAUGAGUUCUGUCCCGGAGACUUUGUAGUGGACAAAAGACCUCAAGCCCUGCAGGACCCAGGAGUGUAUGGUGUGAUCCAGUCAGGUGACCACAAGGGCAGAACGUGUGUGGUCAAGUGGAUAAAACUUAAUCCCACAAGUGAUGAUGUGGAGGUUGUUGGUGUGGAGGAGGACGUCAGUGUGUACGACAUCGCAGAUCACCCAGACUUUCACUUUCGCACCACUGACAUCGUCAUCAGAAUAUGGAAUUCAGAGAACGGAGAGAACGACUGUGAAAAUGAGACAUCAGUCGGCCAGGUGUCCCGGGUGGACGUGAGCAGUAAAGUGGAGGUGGUGUGGGCAGACAACUCUAUGACCAUCGUCCUGCCACAGCACCUCUACAACGUGGAGUCGGAGAUCGAGGAGACGGACUACGACUCUGUGGAGGAGACCAGCAGCGUCCUGUCCACCGAGGAGUGGGAGGACGAGAGUGACAGCUGGGAGACGGACAAUGGCUUGACCACAGAGGACGACAAUAGCUACAUGAACAACGCAGAAGUAACUGACGCAGCGAACCCGACCCCCACGCCCAUUGGCUCUGCAGCUUUCAUCAUCCCCCCACAGGAGGGCAGCAAAGCUGCUGUCACCAGCCCGACAACGGAUGUCCUCGGAGAAGAGGGAGAGGCGUCUGUGGCUGUGACCAGUCCUUCUGCAGCAGGAGGUCCAGUAAAUGGAGCAGAGAAGCCCAGUAAAGAUGGUGCCCCCCGGGGCUUCAGGGAGCUGAAAGAAGCCUUGAAAAUCCUGGAGAGCCUUAAGAACAUGACUGUGGAGCAGCUGUUGACUGGAGGUUCUCCGACCUCUCCGACCUCCACCGAACCAGCCUCCACCACUAACGUGGCCAGUUCAGUGACACUUGCACCCCCUGAAAAACCCACCAGGGAGAAACGGUUCUUGGACGACAUCAAGAAGCUGCAGGAGAACCUGAGAAAGACGCUGGACAAUGUGGCCAUUGUGGAGGAGGAGAAGAUGGAGGCUGUGGUGGAGGCAGGGGGCAGCGCAGUCGCCGGAACAGAGGUUGAGAAACCUAGAGAGGAGAAACCGCAGCAGGAGCCGCAGACUCCUGUUGGUACACAGGAGUGGCCCAGCGAGUUUCUCAGUGACACACCAGUACUGUGCCAACAGAGCGGGGGAAAACCGGGCGUCACCUUCACCAGUGCCAAGGGAGAGGUGUUCUCUGUGCUAGAGUGGGCGCCAGACACCCAUUCAUUUAAGAAAAUGGAGUUUCAGCCAGCGGAGGCCAAGAAGUUCUUCAGUACAGUCAGGAAAGAAAUGGCGCUGCUAGCAACAUCACUGCCAGACGGCAUCAUGGUCAAAACCUUCGAGGAUCGCAUGGACCUAUUCUCAGCUCAGAUAAAAGGACCGACCCGUACGCCCUACGAGGACGGGCUCUUCCUGUUUGACAUUCAGCUGCCCAACAUCUACCCAGCUGUCCCCCCACUGUUCAGAUAUCUGUCCCAGUGCAGCGGCCGCCUGAAUCCUAACCUCUAUGACAAUGGGAAAGUCUGCGUCAGUCUAUUGGGCACCUGGAUUGGGAAGGGCACUGAGAGAUGGACCAGCAAGUCCAGUCUGUUGCAAGUUCUCAUCUCCAUUCAAGGCCUCAUCCUGGUGAACGAGCCGUACUACAACGAGGCCGGCUUCGACAGCGACCGCGGCCUUCAGGAAGGAUACGAGAACAGCCGCUGUUACAACGAGAUGGCCCUGAUUAAGAUGGUCCAGUCCAUGACGCAGCUGCUGCAGAAUCCCGUGGAGGUUUUCAAGCAGGAGAUCCAGGAGCACUUUAACUCCAGCGGCUGGAGACUCGUCCACCGUCUGGAGGCGUGGCUGGAGCUGAGCGACGCCACAGACCACGCGCACGCGACCUGCAGACCAUCGCACUCCAAGGAGCGACCUCCGUCAGUGGAGCCUCUAGAUGAACAGCUGGGUCUGGGAUCUGCUGUGGCCCACAGCAGCCCCAGUAAACCUGGGAAGGACGGGGUGAUGGGAGUUAACAGCAUCAUCGAGGAGGAGCUGGAGGAUUCAGGGCUGAGUCCCUCCACGACGGCAGCCUCUCAGCAGGAGCUGAGCCAGAACUCGGACUGCGACAGCAGCCAAGGGAACGCCACUGCAGGCGGUGAAACCAGAGCAGCGUCCACGAUGCUUGGCUCCACCCGUGGUGUGUCGUCGGAAUCGGGCCCUGCCACGGUAGGCACGGUAGGAGGGGUGGGCUCCACGGGAGGUCAGCCGGUGGUUCGACCAAAGAAACGAAGAAAGAGCUACAGGAGUUUCCUCCCAGAGGGCAGCGGCUACCCCGAUAUCCGGCUUCCCCUCUUCCCGCUCUCCAAGGGCUUUGUGAAGAGUGUCCGAGGUGUGCUGCUGCAGUACCGAGCUGCGCUGGCCGCUGCCGGCAUCGCUGAGCACACAGAGGACAACGUCCCUGCAGAUGAGUGUGAUGAAUAAACCGGGGUGGCACUCGUGCAGUCACGAUCUCGUCUUUCCACCAAUGCAGGUAAAAAUAGGAGGUUGAAGGUGUUUUCUCUCAGCCUCGGCCGGACUGUUGACUUGUGUGGCAGAUGUGCGGAUGCAAAAAGAAGAGCAAAAGGUGAAGAAAGAGAAAUCUGUGCCAUGAACCCUCAUCCAUGCAGCCAAGCUUCCACCACACUGAUUAAAAACCACUCGUUUAAAUCAGCCUGAGAAAUGUACCA
Molecule: messenger RNA, 4403 nt
Organism: Cynoglossus semilaevis (tongue sole)
Lineage: Eukaryota; Metazoa; Chordata; Actinopteri; Pleuronectiformes; Cynoglossidae
Gene: ube2o
Product: ubiquitin-conjugating enzyme E2O
Exons: 24
Coding region: 37-4158 (1373 amino acids)
Molecular function (GO): ubiquitin conjugating enzyme activity
Source: RefSeq, a predicted model, not a curated record